Capsicum annuum is the source of this 768-nucleotide messenger RNA. RefSeq lists its product as uncharacterized. The record is from RefSeq and is a predicted model, not a curated record. The coding region runs from base 1 to 768 and encodes 255 amino acids. NCBI's taxonomy places the organism in Eukaryota, Viridiplantae, Streptophyta, Magnoliopsida, Solanales, Solanaceae. The transcript has a single exon.
AUGCCUAGUACAGUAUUAAAUGGAAGAUCAGCAUAUGAAGUUUUAUACAGGCAAGAACCUGAUCUCAGUCACCUAAGGAUUUUUGGUUGUUUAUGCUUUGCAUCUGUGUUGCCUAGGGUGGAUAAAUUUGCUCCAAGAGCAAGAAAAGCAGUAUUGAUGGGGUAUUCAGAGACUCAAAAGGGGUAUAGGUUGCUGGACCUAGAGAAUCGCCUCAUUUUCAUUAGUAGAGAUAUUACUUUUAUGGAGCAUGUUUUUCCCUUCAAACAUGACUCAACAGACUCUCCAGACUUGUUUUUCCCAGUCUUAGACCAGCCUGAGCUGUUGAUAGCUGCUUGUGAUACUCAUACUUCACCUAUUGGUGCCACUGACUCAGUUCCUAAUGACCUACCCGUUCAACAGGAACCCACUAAAGUUAUUGUAGAUUAUGUCAUUGAACAGCCUGCAGAUAUCCUAGAGGUUGUACCUGCAGAUAUCCAUGAUGAAAAACCUGUUAUUACUCCUAGUCUAAAUAUACAAGUGAGGGAGUUUGCAGAUAUUAGAAGGACUGCUAGAUCAGCUAAACCACCCUUGUGGCACAAGGAUUAUGUUCUAUCCAAAAGAACUAAAGUUGUUUGCCUCUACCCCAUUGAUGAUUACAUAACUUAUGCUGGUAUGAGUGACUCUUAUAAAUCCUAUGUUGCAGCAUUCUCUGCACAGGUAGAACCUUCUUCAUUCAAGGAAGCUUCUACUUGUCCUCACUGGAUUGAAGCCAUGAAAGCUGAAGUUUAA